Messenger RNA from Cannabis sativa, 1552 nucleotides. RefSeq names its product E3 ubiquitin-protein ligase ATL6. The coding region runs from base 206 to 1348 and encodes 380 amino acids. The record is from RefSeq and is a predicted model, not a curated record. Lineage: Eukaryota; Viridiplantae; Streptophyta; Magnoliopsida; Rosales; Cannabaceae. The transcript has a single exon.
GUGUCUUCACCCCCACGACACUUUCACACACCAUUCUUUUCUCUCUCUUAUCUCUCUCUGUAUCAUAUUUAUAAGCCUUCUUCUUUUCUUAUUUCUUUCCUUAAUUUGCUCUCUAUGCCCACGCCCCCACCCAGGCGUACGUUAGCCUCCACCACCACUUCUUCAGCCGCCAAAACCCCACAACUCUACAACUUCUGCUCACACUAUGACAAAUCCAAGUUUAUGGUUCUCUAAACGAGAGAUUGAUGCUCUCAUUUUCCUCUGUCUUCUAUUGCCGGCGGCGUUACCCUACGCUGGAGCUCAGCCGCCGAGUAAUAAUGAAAACGAUCCGUAUGCGUAUAACCGGUUCAGCCCGUCGAUGGCGAUCAUCAUCGUCGUCCUCAUAGCAGCGUUAUUCUUUAUGGGAUUCUUCUCGAUCUACAUUCGUCACUGCUCUGAUGCCCAAGCAGCAGCUGAUAGCGCCGCCGCCGGAGCUGGAGCGGGGAGGUCAAGAAGGGCUGCUCGUGGAAUCGAUGCGGCGGUACUUGAGACUUUCCCGACUCUGGAGUAUUCGGCGGUGAAGGGGCUGAAGAUUGGAAAAGGCGCGUUAGAGUGCGCCGUGUGUUUGUGUGAGUUUGAAGACGAUGAAACGCUGCGUUUAAUCCCCAAGUGCGAUCAUGUUUUCCACCCCGAAUGUAUUGACGCGUGGCUAGAGUCACACACCACUUGCCCCGUUUGCCGGGCCAAUCUCGUACCCGGACCCGACGAGUCCUUGCACCGACCCGAGUUCCCCACGCAGGCUGCAGACAUCGAGGCUCAAAACGACGCCGCUGGAGUUGAACCAGCAGCGGAAGAAAGAACCCAUGAGGAACAACUUCCGUCAUCUGUGUCGGCUACCGAACCAUAUGUUUUGGAUAUGAACAAGACUUUGAAUCGGAACCGUACACGUGGAUCACGAUCAAGCAGGAUAAGCAGAUUUUUUCCGCGUUCUCACUCGACCGGACACUCGUUGAUCCAACCGGGCGAGAACACUGAGCGGUUCACUCUGAGGUUACCGGCCGAAGUGAGAAAGGAGAUAAUCCACCGUCAAUUGGAACGGGCCACUAGCCUAUUGGUGUUGCCUAGAGAAAAUAGUUCGAGGCGUGGGUACCGAGGCGGUGGUGAAGGGAGUAGCAGAGGUGGCCGGUUCGGUAAGAGGGUGGACCGGUUGACUAAGUCAGACCGCUGGAAUUUCUCGAGGAGUUUUUUCAAUAGAAUGUCUUCGAUGAAAUCUCCAAAGGUAGCUGCAAACGAUGGUGAAGGAACCUCGUCGGAACGAAUUAUCGGGCCGGAUGUGCCACGGAGUAACUCAGUCCGGCCGCCGGUUUAAUUUUACCGGUAGUUUCAAAAAUUAAAUCAUUUUUCGAAGACCAACCCUCCUUUUUUUUGUGUACAAUGUCAAUAGCUUUUUUUUAAUUUGUUUCUUUGUUUUUUUCUCAUUUUUUUAAUCAAUGCUAGGCUUCACAAGGCCAGUGUAUAUGUAACAUGACUAAUAUUCAGUAUUUACAGAUACAGUUCGCCAAAAAAAAAUAAA